UGCUGGUUUUGGAUUGAUUGACUACCAAGAAAAUUAUUUAAAGGACAAUCCAAAUAAGUCAAGCCUCUUAGGAGACCAAACCAAACGCGCAACGACCAAGACCCAAAGCUACUCCUCUCUCUGUCUCUCUCUAAAAUGUGAAUCCAGGAAGAGAAUUGCUCAUACAGCUAAGCUUUGAAAAGGUUUGGAAGAAAAACCAUGUUUGUGUAGGUAGAAAAAUCUCUGGCCGUGUUUUAGUUCUGUCACUUUCACUCUGUCUACUAUAACAAAGGACUUCGACACUUGUUUUGUUUUGUAUAUACUUUCACGUUUUCGUUCUCUCUAAUAUUUUCCAUUUUCUCUGGUCUCUGUUUCCAUUUCUAUCCAAUCCUUACUCCUUUCACCUUCAAAUUCGAUCCGGGCUUGUCUCUUUGUAGGAGUUUCUGUUCAAUUAACCAACUGGGUUUUCCUUCCUCUGUUUAAUCCUCUAUAUAAUUCAUUCAAUUCCUUCAUUUUCUGUCAAGGAUUUCACUUUUCCAGAGUUUCUGUCAUUUCUCCUUGUUUUCUUUCUGGGUUUUCUCUGUUUCAGCUUUUGAGCUCUUCUUUUGAUCUCUGUGAUAUCAAGCUAGCAUUUUUACAACUUCUAUUACAUACCCAAUUUGAGACUAGAGCCUUGAGUUUUUGUUUAGAGGUUUGAUUAAGAAAUGAAGUGUUUCUUUCCCUUCAAAUCCAAGAACAAACAAAAGGAGUCAAAAUCAGCUCCGGAUUUGAGAAACAAAAGCGACUCCUUAACUCCGGUAUUAGACCGUGCCUCGAAAUCUUUACCUUCACCAAGAAGCAUACCAGAAUUAUACAAAGAGAAGGAGCAGAAUUUGAAGGUUUUCUCACUGCAAGAGCUCAGGGAUUCAACCAAUGGCUUCAGCAGGUCGCAAAAGCUUGGUGAAGGAGGCUUUGGGAGUGUGUAUAAAGGAAUAAUCAAGCCCAAAAAUGGCAAGGGUAGUCCAAUUUUGGUUGCCAUAAAGAAGUUGAAUCCACAUAGCUUACAGGGUCAUAAAGAGUGGCUAGCAGAGGUUCAAUUUCUUGGUGUGGUAAAUCACCCAAAUCUGGUAAAGCUUCUAGGAUAUUGCUCUAUAGAUGGAGAAAGAGGGAUCCAACGGCUAUUGGUAUAUGAAUAUAUGCCUAAUAGGAGCUUAGAAGAUCAUCUUUUCAAUAGGGCUUUGAACCCUCUUCCUUGGAUCACUAGGUUACAAAUAAUGCUUGGUGCUGCUCAAGGAUUGGCUUAUCUACACGAGGGACUGGAAGUCCAGGUGAUAUAUCGAGAUUUCAAAUCCUCCAACGUGCUCUUGGAUGAGGACUUUAAGCCGAAGCUCUCAGACUUCGGGCUUGCUAGAGAAGGGCCCAAGGGUGACCGUACUCAUGUAUCGACAGCUGUGGUAGGGACUUAUGGAUAUGCUGCCCCGGAGUAUGUUGAAACAGGCCAUCUUUCCAUCCAUAGUGACUUGUGGAGUUUUGGUGUGGUGCUGUAUGAGAUCCUCACUGGGAGGCGUGUCUUAGAAAGACAUCGGCCAACGGCGGAGCAGAAGCUUCUUUAUUGGGUUAGACAGUACCCUGCAGACAGUAAAAAAUUCAGCAUGAUAAUAGAUCCACUUCUGAGAGACCAGUAUCCUAUUAAUGCAGCUCGGAAAAUUGCCAAGUUGGCAGAUAGCUGCCUAAACAAGAAUGCAAAAGACCGGCCAACAAUGAAUCAGGUAGUAGAGAUCUUGAAGCAAGCUAUACAAGAUUCAGAAAAGGGUACCAACUCUGUAAAUAACAAUUUUGGGGCAUCUGGGUCUAAAAUGGGUAGAAAGAACCCCAAGUUGAGGUGAUAUAAGAGAGAAGCCUGUGAUCAAAUCAAACGAAAGCAUUAUUAAUAGUGUCUACUGUGACUAUGUUCUAUUUAAAUUUUUUAACAGGUUGAAAUGAUUGGAUAUGUGGAAAUGGGAAGUUUUGUAAAAGUUCCAAUUAUGCAGACUUCAAAUAUUUUUAACCUCUA
Rosa chinensis is the source of this 2011-nucleotide messenger RNA. Its product is annotated as probable serine/threonine-protein kinase PBL19. Gene Ontology annotation, biological process: protein phosphorylation. Bases 684 to 1844 code for a protein of 386 amino acids. Gene Ontology annotation, molecular function: ATP binding; protein kinase activity. NCBI's taxonomy places the organism in Eukaryota, Viridiplantae, Streptophyta, Magnoliopsida, Rosales, Rosaceae. The record is from RefSeq and is a predicted model, not a curated record. The transcript has 4 exons.